Molecule: messenger RNA, 1308 nt
Organism: Arachis ipaensis
Lineage: Eukaryota; Viridiplantae; Streptophyta; Magnoliopsida; Fabales; Fabaceae
Source: RefSeq, a predicted model, not a curated record
AUGUACAACUUCAUUGUCCAUGAUAAAAAAAAUGCAUCGCGGGUAAUACCCGGUAGAUGGACUUUGAUAUUUUCUCAAAGGACAAUUGUGAAUCCAUUUCAAAAUCCUACCUUUCCACUGGAAGCUUUUUGUUUUAGAACCAUACCGGACAUUAUCAACGCAGAGAGGUUGGACGGCACUGAGCUUUUUGGUAAGUUUAUUGCAUUUACCUGCAACAACCGAAUCGGGUGCGCAAUGUUUGACCACAUGGUUGAUCAAAUCCUACCACAUCUUGAGGAGGAUAGAGUCGAACCACUUAUAGUCGUGUUACAAUUAAUAAAAGCAACAAGGUGGAACGGAAAGUCAUCGGUGCAGAGUCGUUUCAAUGUUUCCCAAUUGCAUGUCGACCCUGGAUUGAAAGAGAUAGUUGGGUUUAGAAACAUGUUUCUCGGAGGUGCAACAUCAUCCUUUGUGAGGAUAAGUCAGGUUUCAUCACAUGGUCCAUGGUCAGGCGUUGAAGAGCUAACACAAGAGGAAGGUCCCACUUGGAUGGUUGGAACUAUUAUUUCAAUCAAUGUAAGCAAGAAUGAUUGGUUUUACAAGUCGUGCAGGAAGUGUCCAAAAAAAGUUGAUACUCGUGUUGGCAAUAGAUAUGAAUGUGGAAAGUGCGGUCACACACACGGAUGUGCUGCACUAAGUUCAAAAUUCAAGGUGGAGGUGAUGGUUUUUGAUGGCACUUGUAAAACCUGGUCAAACCGGUGUUACAGCACUGGAAGCAUCAGGUUGCUUCUGUGGGACAAGGAAACAAUGAUGUUGUGUGGCAAGCGCGGUGAACAAGUUAUGGAGGAGAAUGUCUCUACAGAAGAUGACUAUCCACCUACUUUUGACAAUAUGAUGGAUAAGAGAGUGUUCUUCAAGCUAAAUGUUAAGUUCAGUAAUAUUAGUCAGUAUGAUCCAGUGUAUACAGUCAUGAGGGUAUGCGAUGAUGAAGAUAUAAUUGAAAAGAAUACUCCUAAAGAAGUGUCCACUACUCCUACCAUUAAUAACACUAUAUCUAGUCCUGAAAGUGGUUGCAACAACUCUAUUGAUAUGCCGAGCAAUGUUGUCAACCUUAAUACUGAUUCUGAUAUGCAACCUUCUUUGGACGCUCCUCAGGAGUAUAUAUCAUCACUAAAGUGCAAGACUCCAGCAAAAAGGUCCAACAAUGGAGGAAAGGGUGGCUCACCAUCUGUGAAUGAAAUUGAGGAGGAAAGGCAGCUAUCAACUAACCGUUUCAGUAGGAAGUCAGGAAAAAGGUCUAACAUCCAAAUCAUUGAAGAAGAUAAUUGA